This is a messenger RNA of Lytechinus pictus (painted urchin), 3528 nucleotides long. Its product is annotated as DNA polymerase lambda-like. The record is from RefSeq and is a predicted model, not a curated record. NCBI's taxonomy places the organism in Eukaryota, Metazoa, Echinodermata, Echinoidea, Temnopleuroida, Toxopneustidae. Gene Ontology annotation, biological process: double-strand break repair via nonhomologous end joining. Gene Ontology annotation, molecular function: DNA binding; DNA-directed DNA polymerase activity. The transcript has 5 exons. Bases 1 to 528 code for a protein of 175 amino acids. Gene Ontology annotation, cellular component: nucleus.
AUGAAGAAAAAGAAAAUGAAAAAGCAGAACAUGCAGAAGGAGAAGGAAGAGGAGGAGGAGACAAGGGAUGAAGAAGGAGGAGGAGGAAACGCGCAAAAAGAAAAAAAGAGGAAGAAGAAGAGGGGGGAAAAAGCAAAAGGAAUGUGGAUGUUUCAUAAAGCUGUUCGAUUCAUCACCGAUGAUUUAAUUCGAGUUGAAGAAAAAGGAGAGCAAAAGAAGUACAUGGGUGUUUGUAAACUUCCUGGAGACGAUAAGAAGCAUCGUCGUAUUGACAUCAUUGUUGCACCGUAUAGUGAAUACCCUUGUGCCCUCGUUCAUUUCACUGGAUCUGGCCACUUCAACCGAUCCAUGAGGGCGCUAGCCAAGAAAAAGGGAAUGUCGUUAUCUGAGCAUGCAUUACGGACAGGGGUUGUCCGCAGAGGUCAAGAGAAGAUUCAUGAAGGCAUUCCUCUACCAGUUCACAGUGAGAAAGAUAUCUUUGACCAUCUUGGUUUGGACUAUAGGGAACCUCAGGAGAGGGAUUAUUAGAACAUAGCUUGACCUUUCUACACAGGGGUUAUCCAAAGGUCAAGAGGUCAAGAGAAGAUUCACGAAGGCACCCCUCUACCAGUACACAGUGAGAAAGAUAUCUUUGACCAUCUUGGUUUGGACUAUAGGGAACUUCAGGAGAUAGCUUGACCUUUCUAGACAGGGGUUAUGCAAAGGUCAACAGGUCAAGAGAAGAUUCAUAAAAGGCACUCCUGUACCAGUCCACAGUGAGAAAGAUAUCUUUGACCGUCUCUGUUUAGACUCCAGGGAACCUCAUGAGAGGGAUUACUAGAACAUUGAUUGACCUUUCUAGAUAAAGGUCAUCCAUUGAGGUCAAUAGGAAAUUCAUGAAGGCAGUUCACUUCUCUCCAGAUUAGGGUGAAAUGUAUCUUUGACCAUCUUGGUUUAGACUACAGGGAACCUCACGAAAGAGGUAACUAGAACAUUGAUUGACCUUUCUAGAUGAAGGUCAUCCAUCGAGGUCAAGGGGUCAAUAGGAAAUUCAUGAAGGCAGUUCACUUCUCUCCAGAUUAGGGUGAAAUGUAUCUUUGGCCAUCUUGGUUAGGACCACAGGGAACCUCGUGAAAGAGGUAACUAGAACAUUGAUUGACCUUUCUAGAUAAAGGUCAUCCAUAGAGGUCGAGAAGUCAAUGGGAAAUUCAUGAAGGUGUUUUUCUCCAGUUGAUUGUGUGAAAGAUAUCUUUGACCAUCUUGGUUAAGACUCGAGGGAAACUCAUGAAAGAUUACUAGAACAUUGAUUGACCUUUCUAGAUAAAUGCCAUCCAUAGAGGUCAAGAGGUCAACAGGAAAUUCAUGAAGGCAGUUCACUUCUCUCCAGUUUAGGGUGAAAUGUAUCUUUGGUCAUCUUGAUUUAGACUACAGGGAACCUCAUGAAAGAGAGUACUACAUGUAGAACAAAGGUUGACACAUCUGGACAAAGAUAUGAUCUGCAAAGGUCAAGAGAAAGUUUAAGAAUUCCUCUCCAAGUACAGUAAGAAAGAUCUCUUUGAUCAUGAUAAAACAUUUUUAUCGUUUGCGUGGUGACACUCUUUUAUUCCCUUUUUUUAUUGAAUGAAAUUUCGAUCAUUUACUAUUUAAAUUGCUCUUGGGAUUGACACAGAUAAAAUCAAUGUAGUAAAAUACUUUCUUGUUCACUUCAGCUGUAUCGAUGACAGUUUAAAAAACAAACUCAAUUUUCAUAUUGUAUAUUUUUGUAAUGAAACAUUAAAUUGAAUUCAUAUUUAAUUGCAGUACUAAAUGAAUUAAUUCUAAACGACUUAAGUAUAUUGUGAAUUUUCAUUCUCAUAUCAAUGAAUUCAUGAAAAUAAAAUGAUGCUUAGAAAUAUGACGUGCAAUAUGUUUACAAGUAAGAUCAAUUAAAAACAUAAAAAUGUAUAGUUAUAUCCCAAAACUUAAUGUCAUUCUUUUUCGGUUCCGACUUUUCUCUAUGUGUGUAAUGAUACACAGACUGAGCUAACAGCCAGUGCUCCAAGUAAUUUCUCAAUCCUUUUAUGGGAAAUGUUAGUCUAACAUACUCCAGGCUGAAAAUUAAAUGACUUGAACAGAUUAAGAAAAAUCAAACAAACAAAACAAAAUUUGAUCAAAAUCGGACAAGGAAUAUCAAAGUUUAGUUAUGGCAUUUUGAAUAUUUGCAUUACUAGUAUUCCGGUGAAACAGUUCUAGGCAUGUCUUCAUGAAUAUUCAAUGAGCAGACUGAUGAUGUCAUAUCCCCACUUGUUCUUUUGUAUUAUUAUAUGAAAUUAGGUUUAUUCAAUUUUUUUCCUUCAAAAAAAAAAUGUUGGAAUAGCAACUGAUUAAGUGCAUUAGAUAUUCAUUGCUGCAACUUAUUUCAUUACAAGGGAGAUUUAUCAUUCUCACAUGUAUGAACAAAAUGAAAUCUCAUAUAUUAACAUAAGAAAAAGGAAAGUGGGGAAUGAAUAUUCAUGACGACGAGCAUAUAACCGUUUUCACAAUAUAUUGUUAAAUAUUAGAAUUCUAUAACUUUGCAAUUUAGAUUUUUUAUGAUAUUUUCCGCAUUUUGCUCUGUGAAUUUUACUUUUUUUAUUUAGAUAUGUUUUCAGCCCGGAGCAUCCCUUUAAUAAUGGCAACUGAUUACAAUCCAUUUUGAUGCAUUCAGUCUUGCUUGGACAUGAAAGAUGCUCUGUUAUCCCCCCCUGUUAUCCUCUGUUAGCUCCCUUCCUCUGGUGAAAACCAAGGAAGCUCUCCAUUAACUUCUGGAAAAUGUAGCUGAAUGGAUUUAACAUUAUCGUAGAGUAUUAAACCGAGCUAUGUCAAUCAGUGUUUAGUACAAUAUAGGAUAUAAUAAAGAGAAUUAAUAGUUGAAGAGAUUGAUUGGACAAGCAUAAAUUUUCACUUUAUUUUAUAUCAUUCAAUUUCAUUGACUGUACAUUAUUCCCAUCAUGACAAUAAAUGUCCUGUGUGUAUGUUCAAUGUAAUUACAUGUAUCUUAUUUAUGUUAUGUUGAUAUUUUUUGUUCUUGCUGUUCUCUGUAAGGGAUCACCUUGCUCAACAAGCAUAAGCCUCUCGGGGUGCAACCCAUUUUUUAACCUUUUGUACAUUUUAUAUUGUAACAUCUGAAAAUGAAUAAAUGAAUUAAAAUAAAUUAAUUGAAUUAGGUCCUUUUCAUAGGAAUCGCGUAUUAUUAUGCAAUAAUUGUGAUGUUUAAACAAAGUGGAUAUGAAUUCAAUGUAGUAUGACUGUCAAAUCAAUCUGUAUUCUAUCAUUGUACAGUUAUUCAGAUGAAAUGUAUUUGUAUCGAUUCUAUUUUCAUCAAUUAACUCAUUUGAAUAUUGAUCUUUUCAUACAUAAGUAUGAAUAUCGCAUAUAAAUGUUUAUUUUUGUAAUAAAAAUAAGUCAAGAAAAUCACUUUGGAGUGAAAUUUAUAUGAAAUAAUUACAGGUGUCGUGAAAUUCUGUGUUAUUGUUGUUACAUUUCAAUUCAAUAUUUUCAUCAAAACUUAAACAAUAAGAAUUUGUACGC